UCAAUAAAUUAGUCAAGAAACAAGCUAAAAAAUGCUUAUCUAAAAAAACUCAAAAAUUAAUUGCUAUAUUAUCUAAGCAAUAUGAAAAAAAACAUUAUAAAGAUUCUAUCUAUCAUUUUCUUGAAAAAUAUAUAGAUUACUAUAAAAUUUUUGAGGAGAUUGAAAUUGAUGAUCCAAAUUUAUAUGAAAAGUUUUUUUAA
Cetraspora pellucida is the source of this 200-nucleotide messenger RNA. NCBI's taxonomy places the organism in Eukaryota, Fungi, Glomeromycota, Glomeromycetes, Diversisporales, Gigasporaceae. The record is from the annotation of a GenBank genome assembly.